Messenger RNA from Panthera uncia (snow leopard), 4108 nucleotides. RefSeq names its product zinc finger CCHC-type containing 8 (gene ZCCHC8). Gene Ontology annotation, cellular component: catalytic step 2 spliceosome. The record is from RefSeq and is a predicted model, not a curated record. The transcript is spliced from 14 exons. Gene Ontology annotation, molecular function: RNA binding; zinc ion binding. Lineage: Eukaryota; Metazoa; Chordata; Mammalia; Carnivora; Felidae. Bases 1656 to 3488 code for a protein of 610 amino acids.
UCGCUGGGCCCGGUCACCGGCGUGCGGUGGGCGGCGAGCCCUGGAAGGCGCGGGCGGAAAUUCCAGGGGGGCCAGAAUUCCGAAUAAUCUCCCUGAGGGCUGAGAGUCGAGGGUUCGCUUGCGUAAGCAGCACCGGGGGCCUCGGCGCCAGCCUCUCCUCUUCUGGGUUCCGUGUCCUGGACUUCACUCGCUCUUCCCGUCCCCCAAGCUGGAGCUGGUGUUUAGGGCUUUUUUUCAGACUGCUACAUUACAGACUGGUUACCGCUUCUCUCCUCUUCUCGAAAGUCGUCAUCCGAUUUUAUUUUUGGCGGCCAAGCUUAAAUUCAUGCAGCCAUGUAUUAGGAGGUAACCGGAUUACUCAGCCCCUUAGCGUGGGUCUGUUUUUUCGGGCGGGGCAGAAGCUAGUGGUCCUAGGAUGUAGAGUUGGGGGUUCAAGGAUGUGAGGCAUGCACAGAGACAUGGUUAAUUGCCUGAUUAAGAUUGGGGAUUCAUUUUAAAGUUCUUCGACUUUUCCGUGGUGAAGGUGCCGUCGCAAAGGUUUGGGAAAAACGCGCCAAGUUUCCGUUUGCCUUCGUUACAUGAUUACAGCUUUUCUGGCAAGAUUUGCCAGUAUGUUUAUUUAUAUUCUUACAGGUGGGUUGUUUUUUUUUUUUAAUUCUAUGCCGAUGAUUUCAGUUCAAUUGAAACCCUGAAAGCGGUUGGUAAAUCAUUUUUGAAGUUUUUUUUUUUUUUUUUUAAUGUUUGUUUAUCUUUGACAGAGUGUGAGCGGGUGAAGGGCAGAGAGGGAGGGAGACACAAAAUCCAAAACAGGCUCCAGGCUCUGAGCUGUCAGCACAGAGCCCCCUGCGGGGCUGGAACUCGCGAACUGUGACAUCACGACCUGAGCUAAGUCGGUCACUUAAACAACUGAGCCACCCAGGCGCCCCCUUCUUUUUUGAAGGGUUUUGAAGUCCGAUUUUUUUGUUUCGUGAUGCUUUUUCCCCUCUCCGUUUUAAUAUGUAAAACUUCGAAAUACAGAGAAGUUGAAAGGACUGUACUGUGAACAUCCAUAGUUUCCAUCCUAGAGUUUUCCUUCCUUAGCAGGUUGUUUUACUGUACUUACUUUGUCGCUUAUCAUGCUGCUCUUUCUUAAGUGAAUUGCUGUUUAACUUCUGAUGGGGUGCGGUUGUUUGAAUAACAUUUUUGGUUCGGUCUGUUAGGUCUGUCAGUGGCUUUUGAACUAUAUGACCUUGUUGGAAGAGAUGAAAAAACUAUUUUAAUGUUGGGGGUUAAACGCCUAUCCCUGCAACUGAACAGGAGCUGGGUUAAGUGUGUCAUUCUCGAGAUUAUUUGCAGGUCUUUUGAUAUUAACAUUCUGACGCCAAAAGUGAGAGUGAGUAGUUAAAGGUUUAUGUUAUUUAUGAUGUUGUUUGAUGAGGGCUUGUAUUCCUUAACGAGUAAUAACAUCAAGAACUUAAAAGAAAAUUGAACAUUCUGACUCGACCGAGAAAGAGACAUAAGUGUGCUUUUGAAGAAAGUACAGUGAGUAGGUUUGCAUUCAGACCUCUGACUUUAGCAGAUAGAAGAUUAAAUGCUGGUGUCUCUUAAAAAAAUUUAACAGUGGAAUAUUGGUGAACGAUACUAAGUUAGAUGGACCUUUAUUACAGAUUCUCUUUAUGAACAAUGUUAUUUCAAAGCAAUACCAUCAAGAAAUAGAGGAAUUUGUGUCAAAUUUAGUAAAAAGAUUUGAGGAACAGCAGAAAAAUGAUGUGGAAAAGACUUCCUUUAAUCUUUUGCCCCAGCCAUCUAGUGUUAUGCUAGAAGAGGACCAUAAAGUGGAAGAAUCGUGUGCCAUUAAAAACAACAAGGAAGCUUUUAGUGUUGUAGGAAGUGUCCUGUAUUUUACUAAUUUUUGCCUUGAUAAAUUGGGGCAACCGCUUCUAAAUGAAAACCCUCAGCUUACCGAAGGAUGGGAAAUACCUAAGUACCAGCAAGUCUUCAGCCACAUUGUUUCUCUAGAAGGGCAAGAAAUACAAGUAAAGGCAAAAAGGCCAAAGCCUCACUGUUUCAAUUGUGGUUCUGAAGAACAUCAAAUGAAAGAUUGCCCAAUGCCUCGGAAUGCUGCUCGGAUAAGUGAAAAAAGAAAAGCGUAUCUGGACGCCUGCAGUGAGACAAACAGUCAGAAUUUUCAGCAGCGAUACCACGCGGAAGAGGUGGAGGAGAGAUUUGGAAGAUUCAAGCCGGGAGUCAUUAGCGAGGAACUUCAGGAUGCAUUGGGCGUGACAGACAAGAGCCUUCCGCCUUUUAUAUAUCGAAUGCGCCAGCUGGGGUAUCCGCCGGGGUGGCUCAAGGAGGCCGAGCUGGAGGGCUCCGGGCUUGCGCUCUAUGAUGGGAAAGAUGGUGCUGAUGGGGAAGCAGAAGCUGGAGAAGCACAACAGAAUAAAAGUGUCACUUACGAUCUCUCGAAAUUGGUAAACUACCCAGGUUUUAAUAUAUCUACUCCCAGAGGAAUUCCAGAUGAAUGGAGGAUGUUUGGGUCCAUACCGAUGCAGGCGUGUCAGCAGAAGGACGUGUUUGCCAAUUACCUGACUUCUAACUUCCAAGCGCCGAGCGUGAGGUCUGGCGGCAAGAGGUCUUCAUCCCAGUCCAGCCCAAGCAGUCCAAAGAAGCAGAGGAAGGAGAGCAGCUCAGCAGCCUCCCCUGCGGACAUGGAGCUCGACUCAGAUGCGGAGGUCCCUCACGGCUCUCCCAGCGGCGAAGCUUUCCAGUUUCAGCCACCGCCGCCCCCUGGCACUCCCCCUCCUCUGCCCCAGGGGACUCCGCCGCCCAUCUUCACCCCUCCGCUCCCCAAGGGCACCCCGCCGCUGACUCCCAGCGACUCACCCCAGACCAGGACAGCGUCGGCAGCUAUGGAUGAGGACUCACUGACCCUGGAAGAACUUGAAGAGCAGCAGAGGCGGAUAUGGGCGGCCCUCGAGCAGGCCGAGAGCGUGAACAGUGAUUCCGAUAUUCCCGUGGACACACCUUUAACUGGGAAUUCGGUUGCCUCUUCGCCUUGUCCAAAUGAGCUAGACCUCCCUGUCCCAGAGGGAAAACCCUCUGAAAAGCAGAUGCCUGAUGAGCCCGAGGUACCAGACACUUGUACAGAAAAGUCGGAAGUUGAACAUUCUCUGAGCCCAGACUCUGAGCCGACAUUGCUUUGCCAGAAGGAAAAGGAAGAGUCUAUUCAGACGGACCCUAAAGAUGAUGCCCUUCUUGAUAACGGCAACGUUGUGUCGAACUGUGACAUUAGUAAUGGAGGCAGUCAGAAGCUCCUUCAUGUGGACUCCAGUCCUUCGGCAGCCACUAAAGUUCAUAGUCCUGUACCUGACAUGAGCAAGUUUGCAACUGGAAUAACGCCAUUUGAAUUUGAGAACAUGGCAGAAUCCACUGGAAUGUACCUCAGGAUAAGAAACUUGUUAAAGAACUCGCCCCGAAACCAGCAGAAAAACAAAAAGGCUUCUGAAUAACUCCUUGACCUAGCGCCACGAGCUAUUUAAUUAUCUAUAACUUUGUGUUCUGUUCAUUAGUACCAAAUGGAGAUGAGAUUGUUUUCCUGUUUGUCCCUCCCGUGUUUAAAAAUCUAUCCAAGGCUUAAUUGUGGCCUUAAGUCGGGCCUAUUUUAAAGAACAGAAAGACCGGGCUUGCUGGUUUACUAUAUUUUAUUCUCAUUGCUAAAAACUUGCGGGGACGGGAUGUAAGUCCGAGCUGGUUUAGAGAUAGUUCGUUAAGGUUUAUACUACUUUUGGGUCGUGAGUGUCUGUCAGGAGUGAUGGUUUUUAUCUGUCUUUUGUACAUUGAUUUCCCUUUCUACAUUUUGCUAAUUAUCCUGUAUAUAAGUUUAAUAUAUCACUUUUUAAAAAGAAAAAAAACUAACCAUUUUAAAUGCAUAUUUCAACUCUGACAACCAAAUGAGAAAAAUCAGGGAUGAGCAGCUUUAUCCCAUUUGGGGUAUUUUUGUAAGUGAUUUACACACAUCAAUUUUAAUAACACUUUUACUUUUUUUGUAACUUCAUUCUUCAUAUAAGUUUGCUAUACAGGUGCGUUCAUCUUUGUGUACAAAGGUUUAAUAAAUUAGCUUUCAUAUACA